Messenger RNA from Prorocentrum cordatum, 2728 nucleotides. Lineage: Eukaryota; Dinophyceae; Prorocentrales; Prorocentraceae. The record is from the annotation of a GenBank genome assembly.
CCGAGGCUCUCGAACGGGCGCACGCGGAGCCAGGCGGUGGCAGCGCGGGUCUUCCUGGCGCGCAGGCGCUGGCCGCGCCAGGGCCGGCAGCGCCGACGCAGGCGCGGUUGUCGGAGCUCUCGCGCGAGAGCAACGGCACCGUGCCCAGCCGACGACCCUCCAGCGUUGAGGAUGCCUCUCCCGGAGGGCGCACCGUGGUCAGGAGAGCGUGCCGAGCGGCCAGAGCCCGCUCGGCUGCUCGAGCCAGCGGACUGGCGACGUGACGGCAGGAGAACGGACUUCGAAGGUGAGUUGCAGCGCACGGUCACCACCAUAAGAAAAUCGUGCCGCGCCAAAGAGCAAGCCUCAAGAAGAAGUGGGGUACAUGAGACGAAUGCCAUUGCCCAGUUCGUCCACAGCAACACCUUCACAGUGUUGCUCGGUUCUCUGAUCGUCUGCAGCGCAUUGCUAAUCGGGCUUGAGACCCAUGCGUUUUCCAGCAAGGCUGACCAAUGGUCAGACUCGAAAGAGGUGUCAAUGGCGUUCUCUGGACUGAAUUACAUCAUCACCUUCUUAUUCACGAUGGAAAUGGCGGUGCGACUGUAUGUAUUCAGGCUCGAUUUCUUCUUCACCGAGAGAUGGUGGAAUUUGUUUGAUCUCGCCGUCCUGAUCUUGGCCCUCGUCGAGGUUGCUAUGGAGCUCGUUGUCACCUCGUUCGGCGAGUCGAAGGACAGCCUCUUCGACAGCGGUGGAACCGCGAAGAUGAUGCGCCUCGUCCGCCUCACUCGGCUCCUCCGCCUCGUCCGCACGUUCCGCCAGCUCAAGCCCUUGCGGAUGUUGGUUCGCUCUAUCAUGGCCGCCGGGAAGUCUGUGUUUUGGGCAUUCUUGUUGCUCAUCAUCAUCAUCUUCUCGUUCGGGGUCAUCCUGACGCAGGCCGUGACAGAACACACUGUGGGCGGCACGCAGGUCGAGGAUGAGAAUCUGAUCUCGUACUAUGGGGACCUCGUUCGGUCGAUGAUGAGUCUCUGGAUGGCCGUCUCUGGGGGCAUCAGCUGGAUCGAGCUCACCGAGCCACUGGAGGGAACCGGCAACAGCGUAUGGACGAUGAUGUUUUUGGUGUACAUUUUCAUCGUAGCCCGCUGCCUGCGGCAAACCCCGCCGCCGUGCCAGUGUGUCUUCUGCCAGAAUGCCAUCGAGGGGGCUGCCGCAGAUCUGGACCUGACCCUCGACGCCCAGAUGCGGGAGAAGCAGGUGCAUGUCAACCGCCUGGCGCUCCUCUUCCACGAGAUGAACGAGAACACCGAAGACAAGGAUAUGGAGCUGACGUUCGACGAGCUCCAGGCUCUGCUGACCAAGCCCAAGGUGCAGUCGUGGUUCAGAUCCCCGUGUCGCGCCGCCAGCUCUGUUUGCGCAGCGCUUCCUUCAUACAGGAUCAUCGACGCGGACGAGUCGGGCGCGGUCUCCCUCGAGGAGUUCGUGGGGGGCUGCCUGCAGCUGCGGGGCCCAGCCACGCGCGUGGACGUGGAGGCGCUGAAGUGGGAUAUCGGGGAUCAGGCACGCGGAAAAGCUGGCCCGCGAGGUGGCGAAGGCGCACCAGUUGGCGAGCGCCGACGCCGGCCCGGACGCCGAGAUCGCCCGUGGUAAGGCGGCGCCCCCCCAGCACGCGGUGCUCGUAUAGAGCCCUGCCUAGCGCAGCGCGGCGCGGGAGGCGCCGCCACGGAGAGCCCCGCGACGAUCCAGGAGAUCCACGCGGACCUCCGAUUAUAUUCUGACUCGUGCGUGUUUUUCCUCGUCUGGGUGAGACGGCGCCCGCCGAAAGCCCAGGCAGAAACGCGAUAUGCACGCGUGGAGUAAAACAUCGCCCAGCGGGUUCUCUGAAAGUCCAAUUCUGCUCAGGGUCAACCUCCUGAGAUCACAUCGGAGUAGAUCAAAAGAUGCCCAGGGACAUCGGAAGCAGAUCCGUGGGCGCAGCGCCAGCCGAGCAACAGCAGCAGUCGCGACCCGCCUCGGCGCCCAGCGGCGGCGCGGCCCGACAGGUCCCGAGAGCGUGCUGGCCUCUCGUGCUGCCGCCGGCCGCCGGCGGCAGCCCUCUCCCCGCGAGGGGGGCCCGAAAGAGGCGUCGCGGGUGCUGUGCGGCGGCCGCUUUUUCCCCGCGUCGGACACGGCUCCGCACGCGGUCUGGACGCCUGGCUGCGCGUGCCGCUCGGCCUGCCCCGACCCGCUGCGCCUCGGCGCGCGGCACGCGGACAGCGCCCCGAGCCGUUCGGAGCCUCGCGCCCCGCGGAGCAGAGCGACACGCUGUCCGCUUGCAAGGCAUCGCGUGUCGCCCGGGCCGCCGCCGCGACACGCUGAGCACACGCGCCCGACUGUGUGCAUCGUUGGUGAGCUUGUCCUUCCAGCUGCCGCCGAAGUCGGCGCUGCCGCGGCGCACAGCUUUAGUCCAGGGCUGCUGAACUGAGCUCAUGCUGGCUGCAUCGCCUGUGCCCGUCGCAGCCAGCGUCCUCAGCCUCUGGGGAAGGCAGAGAUGAAGGCCAGGCGUAGCCCUGCUCCCUCAUAUCCCAUAUGUCCUGACCCGUUGGCGUCUUGACAAAUCUCGACGCCGGGCUUUUUUGUUUGCCAAUUUCUUGAGAUAGUUUGUCGCCACGGGAUGCUCUCCAGCAGCUGCGUCUCGCCGAGGGCGUUCCACGGGUGCCCGGAUCAUCCCGAACGGACGCCGGAGACCCGAGUUAUGGCCCGAAAACCUCACUGC